AUGGCUUCAGCUCUCAACGGCGCGACCGCCAGCAAUUCCCUCUCCCAAGCUCCAGGCUCUCGCACCACCGCCCGUCAAACACGCACAAACCCAUCUCGCGUCUCCAAGACCGCCGCUCGCUCAUUUCCUUAUUACGGCUCCCAACAAGGGCAUUCACUCGCCAGCGACGGUGCCGGACAAUCAGCAGCAAACAACGUCCCCCACGGCCUAUUCCCAGCUCUCACCCACUUCACAGAUGCGAUUACGGCAUUGCCGCGAGAAUUUCGCAGACAUAAUUCCCUGCUGAAGGAAGUCGAUGCCAAGGCCUGGGCGUUGGAGGAUAAUUUAUAUCAGUUGUUGUUGAGUGCGUCGGAUUCGCGACCGGUACCUUUUCCGCAGAAUCCGGCGCCGAUUGUGGAUGGGGAGGUCAGAGAUUAUGCUCAUACUUUGGGUGAUGCGCAAAAUGUCGAGUCGCAAGAAAGCAAACAGCGUCGGUUGCUGUUCGAUCGAAUCAGACGCACCCUGUCCGACCUCAUGUUGACCGCGGACGAGAAAAAUCAUGUCUUGACGAAUGCGAACGAGGAGCUCGACCACCAAUUGUAUCGGCUCGACGCCGUCCACCCGUUCAUCUUCAAUGAAGUCAGCGAUGAGGCCAGACUGGGUAGCCUCACUCACUGGGCCUACUCGAAUCGUGCUACUGCGAAAGCGGCGGCCAAAACGACCACAACCGAGCGCCCUCGUCGUGAAGCUGCCACAGCAACAUCGCACCUCGUUCAAGCUCUACACGAGGCAGACGUCGCAGCGCAUCGAAGCGAAGCCCGCCGAGACGCAGCAGUCCGGAAACCGCGUCGCAAUCAGGCAGAUUCGGAUUUCGAUGAGACACGUCCAACACAGCGCAAGAAUGCUGCUGCAAAGGCUCGUGCUGCUGGUGGUGAUGGUGUGGACUCUGGCGCUCCUCCUGUGCCAAAGCGGAGGAGGGUUGUGGAUAAACCAGCUGCUGUUCACACAGGUAGUGCUGCAAUGGAACGUUCCACCAGCACUGUAACGAAUAAUGGGCGUACGGCGUCCAAGGAUAGUGCUGGUAUGGAGGUUAAGAAGAGGGCAAGAGCGCCGAAUGCCGUUACUACUGCUGGUCGCAAGAGGAACAAUACUGUUACAUCAGCCGUGGACUCACCUUUGGCGCCAUCUCCCCCCGUCAUUGGAACUUUCAAUCCUCCCAGGAGCGCCCCCAGUCCAGGACCUCGACCACAAUCUUCACGCGCUCAACAAGCUACGACUCAGGCUACUUCGCGGCAACGCCCACCUUCAGCUUCUAGUCGCGCAAAUAAUGGCAGUAUAGACAAACCAAUGGAUGCCAAGGUCAACGUUUCGACAGAAGACUCCGCCAAGGAGAAAACGCCCCAACUGAUUCCUGGAGAUAAUAUUAGAAAGGAUGCUUUGGAGACCAAGCCGACCCCAUCACUUGAUAAGGAAGACCGGUCCGAGGUGAAGCCAUUGGAAGCUAUCACUUCUGCGGUGCAGAUGUCGCCUGCACUUUCCACUAUUGGAGUUACAAAGGGACGCACAUCCAAGACAUCGACCCCGGUGGUAUCUACCUUUGCAGAAUCACAAACGCGAGCCCGCUCUUCGCGCAACAAUAACGCUACCAACAAUUCUGAGACGGCUGCAACAACGAAACGCAACACUCACAAAAAGAGCAACAGCACCGUGUCAGCAGCGUACAAGGCCAAGAUCGCGCAACAGGAGGAAGAAGAAGAAUCGUCGCGCGAAGGUGACGAUGAGGACGACGAGAGUGAGCCGCGGUACUGUUAUUGCAACCAGGUCAGUUUUGGAGAGAUGGUUGCGUGCGACAAUGAUGCUUGUCCGACGGAGUGGUUUCACCUGUCGUGCGUGGGCUUGGCAAAGCCGCCUGGCCGAAAUGUGAAAUGGUAUUGCACGGAGUGCAAGGAGAGUAUGAAGCGUGGCCGAGUGUCGGCUCGAUAG
Molecule: messenger RNA, 1962 nt
Organism: Talaromyces amestolkiae
Lineage: Eukaryota; Fungi; Ascomycota; Eurotiomycetes; Eurotiales; Trichocomaceae
Exons: 5
Coding region: 1-1962 (653 amino acids)
Biological process (GO): regulation of DNA-templated transcription
Cellular component (GO): Rpd3L complex; nucleus; Rpd3L-Expanded complex
Source: RefSeq, a predicted model, not a curated record